AUGGGGGACAUCCCUAUUCCGUGGGGAGCCCAGGGGUCUGUGUGGGCCGGGCUGCAGCGGUGCCAGGACGAGGCGGAGGCCGUGGUGCAGCUCAUGCAGCAGAACCUGGGCAAGGCGCUGGAGCGCGAGGGCAAGCUCAGCGAGCUGGACGACCGCGCCACCGAGCUGCGCGCCAUGGGCCAGACGUUCACGCGGACGACCCGGGCGGCGGUGCAGAAGAGCCGGAACGGGCGGCGCCGCCGGCGCCUGCUGCUCGCCGUGGCGCUGCUCAUCGGCCUCGUCGUCCUCAUCCUCAUCGUGGCACUGGUGCUGGCCUCGUCGCGCACGCGCUGGCAGAGCGCGCGGCGCAGCGCGGGCUCCAGCGGGCUGCGGGCGCACACGCGCUGCGUCACCUCCUCGGCGCUGUCCGCCUGCCGGGGCGCCCGUCAGUGCCGCCCGCUGCCCCACGGCGGCCCCACGGCGGCCCCGCGGGCGCCCCGGCCGCUCACCUGGUGCACGACCACGGCCGUGACGCUCCCGUCGUCGCCCUCGUACUCGAGGCAGAAGAGCCGGGGCCCGCGGGCGUCCCCGCCGCCGGGGCUCCGCGAUGGCCCCCCUGCCGYCACCGCCGCCCUCAGCGGCGCCUCCGGCGGCCCCGUGCGUUACGGCCGCUUCGACCCCGAGGACCAGCGGAGCCGCCACUGCCCCUACYUGGACACCAUCAACAAGAGCGUGCUGGACUUCGACUUCGAGAAGCUCUGCUCCAUCUCGCUGUCGCACAUCAACGUCUACGCCUGCCUCGUGUGCGGAAAGUACUUCCAGGGCCGCGGGCUCAGGUCGCACGCCUACAUCCACAGCGUGCAGUGCAGCCACCACGUCUUCCUCAACCUGCACACGCUCAAGUUCUACUGCCUGCCCGACAACUACGAGAUCAUCGACUCGUCGCUCGAGGACAUCACGUACGUGCUGAAACCCACCUUCACCAAGCAGCAGAUCGCCAACCUGGACAAGCAGGCCAAGCUGUCGCGGGCGUACGAUGGCACCACGUACCUGCCGGGCAUCGUGGGGCUCAACAACAUCAAGGCCAACGACUACGCCAACGCCGUGCUGCAGGCCCUCUCCAACGUGCCGCCGCUGAGGAAUUACUUCCUGGAGGAGGACAACUACAGGGGCAUCAAGCGGCCGCCGGGGGACAUCAUGUUCCUGCUGGUGCAGCGCUUCGGGGAGCUCAUGCGCAAGCUCUGGAACCCGCGCAACUUCAAGGCGCACGUGUCGCCCCACGAGAUGCUGCAGGCCGUGGUGCUCUGCAGCAAGAAGAACUUCCAGAUCACCAAGCAGGGCGACGGGGUCGACUUUCUCUCCUGGUUCCUGAACGCGCUGCACUCGGCGCUGGGCAGCACCAAGAAGAAGAAGAAGACCAUCGUCACCGACGUCUUCCAGGGCUCCAUGCGCAUCUUCACCAAGAAGCUGCCGCACCCGGACCUGCCGGCCGAGGAGAAGGCGCAGCUGCUGCUCAACGCCGAGUACCAGGAGACCAUGGUGGAGUCCACGUUCAUGUACCUGACGCUGGACCUGCCCACGGCGCCGCUCUACAAGGACGAGAAGGAGCAGCUCAUCAUCCCGCAGGUGCCGCUCUUCAGCAUCCUCGCCAAGUUCAACGGCGUCACCGAGAAGGAGUACAAGACCUACAAGGAGAACUUCCUGAAGCGCUUCCAGCUCACCAGGCUGCCCCCCUACCUCAUCUUCUGCAUCAAGCGCUUCACCAAGAACAACUUCUUCGUGGAGAAGAACCCGACCAUCGUCAACUUCCCCAUCACCAACGUGGACCUGCGCGAGUACCUGUCGGAGGAGGUGCAGGCCGCGCACAGCCACACCACGUACGACCUCAUCGCCAACAUCGUGCACGACGGGAAGCCCUCCGAGGGCUCCUACCGCAUCCACGUGCUGCACCACGGCACCGGCAAGUGGUACGAGCUGCAGGACCUGCAGGUGACCGACAUCCUGCCGCAGAUGAUCACGCUCUCCGAGGCCUAUAUCCAGAUCUGGAAGCGGCGCGAGGAGGACGAGACCAACCAGCAGGGAGCCUGAGCUGGCCCCCGUGCCCGCCGGCCCCGUG
Nothoprocta perdicaria is the source of this 2095-nucleotide messenger RNA. RefSeq names its product ubiquitin specific peptidase 39 (gene USP39). Gene Ontology annotation, biological process: vesicle-mediated transport; spliceosomal complex assembly; protein deubiquitination. Gene Ontology annotation, molecular function: zinc ion binding; cysteine-type deubiquitinase activity. The transcript is spliced from 16 exons. The record is from RefSeq and is a predicted model, not a curated record. Gene Ontology annotation, cellular component: membrane. The coding region runs from base 1 to 2067 and encodes 688 amino acids. NCBI's taxonomy places the organism in Eukaryota, Metazoa, Chordata, Aves, Tinamiformes, Tinamidae.